Empidonax traillii (willow flycatcher) is the source of this 1142-nucleotide messenger RNA. Its product is annotated as histone RNA hairpin-binding protein-like. Gene Ontology annotation, cellular component: cytoplasm; histone pre-mRNA 3'end processing complex. Gene Ontology annotation, molecular function: mRNA binding; histone pre-mRNA stem-loop binding. The transcript is spliced from 9 exons. Gene Ontology annotation, biological process: mRNA 3'-end processing by stem-loop binding and cleavage; mRNA transport. NCBI's taxonomy places the organism in Eukaryota, Metazoa, Chordata, Aves, Passeriformes, Tyrannidae. The record is from RefSeq and is a predicted model, not a curated record. Bases 38 to 1111 code for a protein of 357 amino acids.
GCCAUGUUCGGCCGCGGAGCCGCCGCUCGCCUCAGCCAUGUCCGGCGGGCAGCGGCGCCCGGGCGGCGGGGACCCGGCCGGGCUGCGCAGUUCUGUGCAACAUCCACACUGCUGGCACCAAGAACAGGAAUGUAGAAGCUGGAAUGAUUCAGAUUCUUUGGUAUUUGAGGAAUAUCAAUGUGAGCAUUCAGACCACUGGCUGGAGAGCUCUACAGCAACAGAACAUUCUAGGCCUCUUUCUAGCUGCACCAGCUGGGAAGGUAGAAUUGAAGAAGGCAAAACAAUGAGGACAUCAAAUAAAAAAAUUACUAAUGAUUCUGCUAAUCCAGCUGAAAGGGAAACAGAUGAAGUGGUUCUGAGGAGAAGACAAAAACAGAUCAAUUUUGGAAAGAAUACCCUUGCAUAUGACAGAUACAUCAAAGAAGUUCCAAAGAAUCAGCGAAUACCAGGAGUCCAUCCUAGAACUCCCAACAAAUUUAAGAAGUACAGCCGUAGAUCCUGGGACCAGCAGAUCAGGCUGUGGAAGAUAGCACUGCAUGCCUGGGAUCCUCCUGCUGAAGAGACCUGGGAUCUGCAGCCAGUUAGUACAGAACCCUCAGGCAGUUCCCAGGAAUGGUUCUGCAAAGAUCAGGAUGUUUCUGGCUCCUUUGGGUUUGACGAAAAGCAGAAGAGAAGUGAAUGUGAAGAUGACUGCAGACAGACUGACUACACACCUGAGAGUCCCUGUUCAUCUGAUUCUUCUCCAGUAUGGAAACGCAGAAAAAGAAACAAUUCUGAGUCCUCUGUGGUUUCAGAGAGCAAAGCCCCUUAUGUGCAGAUGUACCACACACUGGAAAGCCUUACUGACUCAGGACAUAAGGAGGCUCUUUCAAAAUGCUCAGAGUGGGAAGCCUUCGGUGAGGAUGAUGAAGUAAUGACAGUACAGCAAGGUAUAGAAAUAACAAGUGACCCAAUUCCAGCCAGUUGUUCUUCGGGGUGGAACAAUCCGAAACAGAAGAAAUCCAACUUCUUUCUGCCUGACAACAAAACCUGCAGAGACACAGACUGCAGGCUGGAGAGGUAUAAAACGCAGCUCAUCAUUCAGGGUUUGGGGUUUUUUUUUGCAUAUUAAUUUAGAAGCUUUGUUGAUUAAUGCUGUAUUU